This is a messenger RNA of Vanrija pseudolonga, 1176 nucleotides long. RefSeq names its product 54S ribosomal protein L35, mitochondrial (gene SPBC2F12.10). The transcript has a single exon. Lineage: Eukaryota; Fungi; Basidiomycota; Tremellomycetes; Trichosporonales; Trichosporonaceae. The record is from RefSeq and is a predicted model, not a curated record. Bases 1 to 1176 code for a protein of 391 amino acids.
AUGGCCACCCCUCGCCUCCUCACCAGGGCAGCCACGCGCAUCUCGACGCGCGCGGGCCCCUCGCGCAUCCUGUCGCGUCACGAGUCAACGUCUGCCGCCCCCGCCCCCGCCGCCUUUGAGCCUGCGCUCCCCGCCGGCGCCGAGCCAGCGUACGAUGCCGCGCUCGCAUACAUUGCCGAGGAGAACAAGCUGCAGCGCGAGCGCCUGGCCAAGCUCCAGGCCAAGGCGGGCGCCAAGCCCACGCCGGAGCAGGUGCGGAGGAUAGCGCGUCUCGAGGUGGACGCGUACGUCAACGACCCGGCGAUCAGGCGGACAUUCAAGACGACGGGCGGCAAGGGCCUGUUCGCGCAGCCCGUCUUCCGUAACCUCGCCGAGCGCAAGUGGAAGAAGGAGGGAGAGCUUGACCUCAUCAUGCAGCGCGUGUACCAGCUCGGCGUGAUCCCCGACCUGCUGGCCGACCACCUGCCGGCCGCUGCCAUCCGCAUUGCGGGCAUCGAGGCCGGCUCGAUCCAGUCGUCCGAGCAGUUUGCGACCCCGCCAGAGGUCACCGUCCAGCUCUUCAACCACCCCGUCGCUGGCGUGACUGGCUCGGCGACCCCCGAGGCCAAGUACACCCUGCUUGUUAUCGACGCCGACGCACCAAGCCACGAGACGCACUCGUUCGUCGAACGCCUGCACUUUGCCAAGACCGACAUUCCUCUGUCGGUCGUCUCGGACGAGGUCAACCUCUUCACUGCUGCCGGUAAGGAGGUGCUGGCGUACGAGCCUUUCGCGCCCGCUCGCGGAACCGGCAAGCACCGCUACGCGUUCAUUGUCAUCAAGCAGGGUGACGCCGCGCCCUCGGCCGAGAUCAAGCGUGACGGCUUCAACAUCCGCACCUUCUUCGCUGCCAACGGCCUGGCGACCUCGGACGUCAUCGCCGCCACGCUCAUCCGCUCCCAGUGGACCGAGGAGGCCGCCGACCACAUCGGGAAGACGUACCAGGAGUUCCGCGGCCAGUCGGCGCCAGAGUACGGCAAGCCCCCCAAGGAGGCCAAGUACGGCAUGCCCCUCAACGCGAGGCAGCAGCGCGCUGCCGAGGUCAGGCAGGAGGCGUACGAGGGCGUCAUUGCUGAGAUGCAGGCGCUGGUCGGUGGCCAGCUUGGCGAGGCCCAGGCCAAGCCCCAGGAGGCGUAG